Messenger RNA from Priapulus caudatus, 288 nucleotides. RefSeq lists its product as uncharacterized. The record is from RefSeq and is a predicted model, not a curated record. Bases 1 to 288 code for a protein of 95 amino acids. The transcript is spliced from 2 exons. Lineage: Eukaryota; Metazoa; Priapulida; Priapulimorpha; Priapulimorphida; Priapulidae.
AUGGCGAGAUCGACGGAUCCACACUCCGAUGGNAAUCACAGCCUCAGUCACAGCCACAAGCACAGUCUCAGUCACAGCCACAAGCACAGCCUCAGUCACAGCCACAAGCACAGUCUCAGUCACAGCUACAAGCACAGUCUCAGUCACAGCUACAAGCACAGUCUCAGUCACAGCUACAAGCACAGUCUCAGUCACAGCCACAAGCACAGCCUCAGUCACAGCCACACGCACAGCCUCAGUCACAGCCACAGCUACGUUUACAGCCACAACCACAACCACAUUCAAUAG